GAUGAGGAACUUGAGGCACGUGACUCUCCCCGGGCCAUUUAGGUUAGCAGAGCAGGGACCAGGUUUCCUGACUUCCAGGCCAGUCUUCAGUGCUCGACCUAAUGGGAGCUUAUAAGGAAUGGAAAGAGGGUAUAUGCCUUUACCUAUUUGGCAGCAGCCUGGGGCUGGGGGGACUCCUGCUCCUGGCUGUGGUCGUUCUGUCUGCCUGUCUGUGUCGGCUCCAUCGGAAAGUGAGGAGGCUGGAGAGGAGCUGGGCCCAGCUCUCAGAGCAAGAGCUCCACUACGCAUCUCUGCUGUCCGUGCCUUGCCGUGAGGGGCCUGGCCUCAGCCAAAGGGAAGGCUCCAAGGAGGACCCCAGCAGUGACUAUGCCUGCAUUGCCAAGAACUAAUCCACCUGAGCUCCCCCAAACGCCUUCCCCCAACCCAGGACUGUGGUCCACCCAGUAAAGACCGUGGUCUCACCACCUUCUGUGCCUUGGGGUUCUCAGUUCAACUCAACUCAGUCCCAUUUCAGCAUGACCGCCAUCAAAACUUAAGCAAGGUUAUCUUCCCACCCACUCUGGGAUUGAGUAGUGAUUUCUCGGGUGUUUAGGAACCCAAGCUUCCCUGAAGGCCAGAAAGAGUACAUGUGUGAGCCUGGCUGGAAUGGGGAGUUAACAGGUGGGGCUAAUCCGAUCCCAUAUGCCCCAUUUCUCAGGAGAAUCAGAUCUAGCCCCCUGCACCCCAGAGAGGUGGAGGUGUUGAGUCCUGGAUGGUGAUGGGAGAGGCUCCAGACACAGUUACUGGGAAGGUCGCUCCUUGGACCUUUCCAGGCCAGGCUUGGCAGAAGGGAGAGUUAGGAAGAGUCAGGGGACCCCAGAGAGGGACAUUUUUGGGUACCUGGAGAAUGGAAAAGGAAAAACAUGAGACUCAUAAGGAGUUAGUGGUAGGGCAGAGAAGGAUUUAUUGGGGUCUCUUGAAGAGGGUUGGGAUGGCUGAGGUCUCGAAUCACUCAUCAGAGGCCAUCUGAGGAGUGGCAGCAUGUUCCCAGGUGACAGUGGCCUGCAGGAGAGACAACAGGGGUUGCCCAUCGCCACAGCCCUCCUCUUCCUGGUCUCUGUCUCCCCCUCCUCCAGCUCUCUUCCACCAUUGCCCUGGCCCCAUUCCUUACAUUUGCCUUGGUAAUAGAUGGUGCUGCCCAUGGCCACAGAGAUAAAGCUGAAGGCAUAGAAUGCCGCCCGAAGGAGGAGGACUGUGCUGGCCCCCAGCCAAGGAGGUCCUGAAUGUAGGCGGUAGAAGGAAGGGCUUGGUAAGGGGGGGGCCUCAGGAAGAAGCAUGCACAGGCUCAGGGAGGGACAGAGAGCAGGAGGCCUCAGGGAAAGAUUCCCAACUUCCGGGGAGAGGGGCCUCCCACCUCACCUUUUUCUAUCACCAGCAGAGUCCCAUUCCCUGUUCCAGCACCAAGACCCAGCACCUCCACCCUGCACACGUAGACUCCAGUGUCACAGUCUUGGGUAUCCCAGAUGUGCAGCUCAGCCUGGUGGUCACAGAGGAAACGGGAAGAGGCAAGAGGGGCCAGGCGGCCCCUGAACUCUGGCGUCUCAUUCCUCACUUCCU
Acinonyx jubatus (cheetah) is the source of this 1596-nucleotide messenger RNA. RefSeq names its product leukocyte specific transcript 1 (gene LST1). The record is from RefSeq and is a predicted model, not a curated record. Lineage: Eukaryota; Metazoa; Chordata; Mammalia; Carnivora; Felidae. Gene Ontology annotation, cellular component: membrane. Gene Ontology annotation, biological process: immune response; dendrite development; cell morphogenesis. The coding region runs from base 102 to 389 and encodes 95 amino acids. The transcript has 4 exons.